This is a messenger RNA of Paramecium sonneborni, 1326 nucleotides long. NCBI's taxonomy places the organism in Eukaryota, Ciliophora, Oligohymenophorea, Peniculida, Parameciidae. The record is from the annotation of a GenBank genome assembly.
AUGAAUAAUCCUUAUCAACCAUAUCGACCAUAUUCAAGAUUAUCAAAUACAUCUGUGCAUAAUCCUAACAUAAAAACAUAUGUUGACUCGGUAUUAACAAAAUCAAGGAAUAAUUAUGCUUCUGUCUAAUCGGACUCAUAACCAAGGUAUGAAUCCUACUAAGCAAACUCAAUUAAAACUGAUAUAGAUAUAAAAAACAAAAACAAUUCUCCUUUAAUCCUUUCCCAAAAGUCUAUGGUUAUUUAACCUACUUUAAAAUCAAAAUAUGAAUACUAAUCUCCAAAAAAAGUUGAAUCCUUAUCAUUUCAAUAAGAUAUCCCUCCUGUAAUCCCACUUAUUCCUUUAAUGUCUAAUGUUAGAGAAGAAUAUACUAAAGUAUAAAUCUUAUUAAGUAAUAAGAAAUAAGUUUCUACUCCUCUUAGUUAAACAAGUUCUCCAAUUAAAAAAUAAGAUAGACCUAAAGAAAAAUAUAAGAAUUUUGCAAUUAUUAAAAAACUAGGAGAUGGAUAAUAUAGCUAAGUGUUUCUAGCAAAACACAUAGAAACAGGUUUUCUAGUUGCAUUGAAAGUUAUUCAAAAAGCACAAAUUAUAAAAGAAAAUAUGCAAGCAUAGUUAGCUUGGGAAAUUAAAAUACAAUACCUUCUCGAACAUCCAAAUAUUACUAGACUCUAUACCUUUUUUUAAACUCGUAAAUUUUCCAUCUUAAUUUAGCUACUGAAAUUGUAUUAGUCUUAGAAUAUUGUCCACAUGGAUAAUUGAAUACACUUUAACAAAUGCAACCAAUAAAAAGGUUUUAAGAAAGAAUAGCAGCAUAAUAUGUUCAAUAAAUUACAUUUGCACUUAUGUACAUUCAUAAUCAAGAUGUUAUUCAUCGAGACAUCAAACCUGAUAAUAUCCUUUUAAGUUUUGGAUAAGUUAAAUUAGCUGAUUUCUCUUUUUGUGUGUAUUCUCCAGAUGAAGAGAGAUAAACUCAAUGUGGAACCAUUAUUUAUGCAUCCCCUUAAAUUCUAGAAGGAGAUACUUAUGAUAAAAAAAGUGAUAUCUGGGGUUUGGGAGUAUUAACUUAUGAAUUAUGUUUUGGCAAACCCCCUUGGAAAGAAAAUUAAUAAGAAUUAAUGAAAACUGUAAUCAUAAUUAUUAUUUUAGGCUUGUUUUAUGAUUCCUUACACGGCAUCUAGAGAUUUAAAAGAUUUCAUUGAAAAUCUUAUGAAAAGACUUUCUCGAGAUAGAUUUACUGCUUAACAAGCAUAUAAUCAUGCGUGGCUCCAAAGAAUUGCAUAGAUAGUUCCCUUUUAUAUCACAAACAAUCAAACUUUAUUUUUAUGA